Messenger RNA from Oikopleura dioica, 690 nucleotides. The record is from the annotation of a GenBank genome assembly. Lineage: Eukaryota; Metazoa; Chordata; Appendicularia; Copelata; Oikopleuridae.
AUGCCGUAUUUGAAUGAGCAAGGCGUGCCCGAGUACAUGCAAGAUGCAUUGAACCAAAUUCUGCAAAUACGCAUUCGUCGACAAAUGCCAGUCACGAAAUAUCCCACUUCGCCGAAAGAACCGAUUAAUAUCGCUCAGUUUUUGGGCAAUUAUUGCAAAAGCGUCGCGAACGGAACGCACCUUUUCAAAAGGGAGUUUGAAUUUAUCACCCUAACGAGCAGAAAUCGCCUCCAAUUCCUUCGCCUUCUUGAAAAGUCGUUUGCAGUCGGGCUUGGCGAUGAAACGCUCGGAAUCGCCGAUUUUCACAGCUUAGUGGAGCUUCUUUGCCCGGAUUUCCCAGAAGCAAUUUGCCAUGACGUCUACGAAAUAAUAAAAGACGAGGAAAAGACGUUAGAAAAGAUUCUCGUCCAUCUGAGAUUCCGACUUCUGUUUUUGGAAUUUGUUGAUCGGGCGAAAGAGAAAUUCAGUGACCCCGAAGUGACUCUUGAAAAAAUUCUCGACGACUUAUCAGUUGUUGCUGGAACUCUUCGUGAUAAUUUCCUGCCCUCCCCGAAGAUCUACUCUCUGAAGGAACACGUGCCAAAUCUGAAAACUGAAGGAGCUAGUAGAGCGUGGGAGCUUUUUGCUAUUCUUUCAAAAGAUCCUAAAGUUAUCUCCCUUAUUGACUCACUGGAGUUUGACAGUGUGUGA